AUGAUCCCAGGCGCGGGCGCGCCCAUAUCACCGUUCGCAGUCCUCGCGUUGGGGCUGCUCCUGGCGGGCUGGCGCGCGGCGGAGCGGCCCGUGGCGCCUGCGGGCCCGCCUCGCCCCGACCUUCCUCCGCCGCAAGCCACGGCGGGAGGCUGGUGCCCCGCUGGACCGCCCGAGUGGUUCGUUGGGAUCUGCCCGCCGCUUGCCCCUUGCCCGGCCUGCCCCGCAUGUACCUGCGAGGGCGGCGGGGAGGUCGUCCUGGGCGACCAGCUGCUGACGGUGCUCGGGCCGUCGGUGCUGACCAACCUGCGGGCCUCGGGGCGAAUGGCGCUCCUCCCCUUCGGCAAGGAGGAGGAAUGGUACAGUGACGAGGUGCCUGGCCAGUACCUUUACCGCUUCGCGGCGCGGAUCGGCCCCGUCGAGCUGCGCAAGGGCAUCCCGCGAGGGCAGCGCGUCCUGGAGCCGGCGGAGGUGCGGGGGCCAGGCGGCGAGCGGAUGCGCAUCUCGCUGUUCUUCGGCGGGGCCUUCCCACCCCGUCGGGUGCGGGGCAAGCAGGUCCUGGACGCUGGAGAUGGGGCCGCCUUGGGGGGGCGCGCACCCGGUGGGGGGUCUGCGACCCCGCUCGCCCUCCCCGAGGCGGCCGAGCACUCGCGGCGCCCCGGGCAUGCCCGGGUCUUGGCGGAGCCCGCUGAAGCGGCUUCCAUCGGGAGCGAGGUGGACCUGCGCCGUGUGCGGGUGCUGUUCGCGAACGAGCUGUACGCUCUCGCGGCGUGGUGGGCGGCGUUGCGGUUCGGCUGCGCCGCGGCGGAGCCAAUCCAGAGCGAGGACAUCAGGGUGCUCGCGGUCGACUUCGACGGCCAGGGCGGGCGCUUCAAGGCCUGGCGCGUCGCACUCACCGCCUGUAAGAAUGCGCUGAGGAUGGGCGGGGGUCCGCGGUUGUGGCCGCGGGAAUGCACGCGCGAGAAGGGGCUUGCCCCCGCGGGCCGCGGGGCCCACGAGCUGCUCUGCAUCUGCGAGGCCCUGCACUUCGCGGGCUGCUGCGACAAGGUGAACCUGUGCGCGCUGAUGGCGAUGGAAGUGCGCCGCGAGCGGCGGGCGGGGGUCGUCGCUGCCCGCGCCAGCCCGCGGCGCGCGCAGCGGGGGCUGGCGAAGUACUGCACGGGGGCGCAGUCGGCGGAGAACCCGCGGGCCCACGUGGCGCGUCGGAUCCGCGAGGGCCGCGAGGGCCAGCAAGCCUUGCGCGGGGCGCCGACCCUCGGGCCAGAGGGCGCCCGGGGUCACGGCGCAGGCGCCGGGCGCGGCGCUGGCGGCGCUGGCGGCGGCGCUGGCGGCGGACGAGGCGGGCGCCGCGGUCGGCGGGCCUCGGCGAACGACUCGCUGCGGACUCUCAAUUGGAUAGCGGGCUUCAAGGGCUUCUGGGCGGCCGACCAUGGCCCGGACGUCGCGCCGGGCGACGUGCAGGCGGCCGGGAGUCCGACCGGGGUCGCGCCCUUCAAGCUCGACCUCGUGAGUCUUCCCGACUCGGCGAGCGGGCGCCCGCUUAUCUCGUGCCCCUUCCUCAGCUCGGAGGGCCUGUCCCGCAUCGAGGUGGGGCUGCCGGCGGAGGCGCCGCUGGGGCCAGCGCGAGCCGCAGAGCUGCUGUGUGAUUUCUGCCUGCCAGCGGGGCCGUCUAAUGUCUCCAAUUGCUUCCAUCGGCUGCGGGCGCCGGAGGAGCCUCUCCUCAGCCACUACGCGCUCGUGAACAACCUGGGGGCCAUCGGAGUGCGCGAGGAGCGCGCGGGCCAGGUCCUGGAGCAGCGCGAGGAGGGCUUCAACCGCAAGGGAAAGCUGCUGCAUAAAUCUGAGAUGUCACGCGGCGCUAUAGUCGCGCUGGGGGCUGAGCUGGACGGCGCUGCCCUCCGCGCGCGGGUGACACCCGAACGGUUCUGGAUACUGCGCGCCGCCCUGGGCGCCUUGCUGCGGAGGCAGGGGCUCCAAUUCCGUCUGCGCCUUAACGAGCGCGGACGCGUGGCAGGCUCGGUCCAGGCACUGCGGGCCGCAUAUCGCACUGAGUUGCAGGCCCUCAGGGGCUCGAUGAUCUUCAUGGCGAGCGACUGGCUCCGGGACAGGAGCCCCCUGGUCGCGCAGACUGACGUCGGCCUGGAUGGCGCGCGGGCUCGCACCGUGCUCGAGGGCGCGCUUGAGGCCGCGGGCUUCGAGCGGCAAGGCGAUGGCAGCUGGGCCGCCGUCGCGAGCAGGCAUUGCGCCCUGGGCGCCGAGGCACUGGCGUUGGUCAAACGCCCCGCGCUCCGCACGCUCGAUGCCCAGCUGGUGUUCCGCGACCGCCUGAGCUGCGCGCGGGAGGGGGUGAUGCUGCCCGAGGAGGCGGAAACGGCGACCGCGCCGAGGCUGGCCGUCGCCGACAGCAGCAGCACCGACGUCGAGGAGAAGCCCGAGCGAGACUCCGCGAGGCAGGCGGUGCUGCGGCGAACCGGCCGUCAGCGGAGGCGGCGCUUCUUGGGGGCGGCCCUCGCGACGGCGGCCAUCGGCGACAGCGGCUCAAGGUUGCGCCGAAAGGUCCUGGAGCGAAACCAGUCGGAAGUCUCAGGGUCCGCGACCUUCGCGGGGGUCCGCGAGCUCGUCAGCAACGAGAAUGCGGACAGCAACCUCGACGACUACUUCAACCACCUGUACUUCAGGGGUUGGGGCGACAAGAAUGGUGAGCAGAUCCUGGCUGGCCUCGUGCGCCUGGCGCCGGAGUUCUCUCGCUUUGGCCGCCAGCUCCCCUGGGUUUGCCGCUGCGAGAAGUGCUGGAGGCGGCGGGCGCCGAAUCGCAGCCGCCGCAGCUGGCCGCUGGCCUUGCGGGCGGGCAUAGCAUGGCGCUUGGCGGCGCGGGGCUACUUGCAAGUUGCAGUCUUCCUGCUGGUGUCGGUCAGCAGCUAUCUGCGGCCCAGCCAGCUCAUGGGCCCGAAGAGAGGCCGCAGCAAGACUUGGCUUAGCGACGUCAGCAUCGCGCUGGACUCCGCGCGCCUCCAGUUCUUGGCGCCGAUAUGCAAGAUACUGGCGUGGGGCAACACGGGCGAGCUGGCGCGGAGCUUCACGUGUCCCCAGUGCGUAGCAGAGUUCAAAGAGUCGGUGGCCGAGCUCCACGUGACAGAGAACAUAGUGCCGUACCAGACGCGGCACCCGGGCCCGUCGAUCGACCUGACUGUACCGCUCGAUCGCAUAAGGCCCCGCUGCACUAUUGUCGUUGCGCCAUUGGCCACGGUGCGGACCAGAGAGUACCAUCCGCAGUGCGCGGUCGAACACGGGGAGCUCCUGACCACGUCGGAGCUCUUGACGAAGAGCUGGGCGGCGCGGCCCUGCGCCUGCGCGUACUGCGCCAUGCGCUCCGCCCCUGCCUGGCCCUGUCGAGGCGGCAGCCUCACGGCUGCCAACUCCAUCCCCCGCAGAGUCGAUAGGUUCCUGUCGCAUCAAGUCGCCGACUUGGUUCCGGCCGAAGGUGCGCAGCUGGCCGCCACGAGGUCGAGCAGGAACGCCCAACACGCGCCGCCCGUGCGCCGCGCUGCCUGUUCUGCUGUGCUGGACUGGGACUGGGACCUCCCGUUCGCCCUCCCCGGCGUCGGCGGCGCCAGCGGCGCCGGCAGCGCCAGCGGCGCCGGCAGCGCAAACCGUGCAGGCUCCGGUGAUGGGUUUCGUGCCACCGCCACGGGCUUCGACUCCCUCCGCGGCGGCGGGCGCGGUCAGUGCAGCGGCUGCCGCAGCCCCGGCUGCCGCCACGGAGGCAGCGGCGGCGGCAUUGCUCUGGAUUGGCAAGGCCUACGCAUGCUGCUAAGGCCAGCUAAGAUCACCCCCCGCCCAUGGGCUGCUUGCGAGUAG
Molecule: messenger RNA, 3855 nt
Organism: Prorocentrum cordatum
Lineage: Eukaryota; Dinophyceae; Prorocentrales; Prorocentraceae
Source: the annotation of a GenBank genome assembly